CUCCAUGAACAAAACAAAAUGAAGAGAUUUCUUUAUAUUGGCACAAAUUAUACUCAGUAACAAGGCAUUCUCUCGUGCACUUUCUUGCUUGUUCACAAAAUGUUAUACUACUAAUUUAAUAUGCCGCUAUGACUUGUUCCCAAAAACUACCUCCGUUGAGGCUAAUCUUGAAAAAAGUCUACAUCUUUAACUAUGCACUCUUUAACUAAUUAUGGAUGCAUGUACCCUACAACAAUGCAGGGAAGUUCUCUUUAUGGAUGAUACCACAACUAUUUGCAUAUGCCAUCAACUUCCCAAUACAGAAAUUCUUGCAAGCACAGAAGAAAGUGUUGGUGAUGGCAUGGAUAUCUGCAGCAGUGCUGUUGCUGCAUGCCUUCUUUAGCUGGUUACUUAUGAUGAAGCUGGAAUGGGGAUUGGUGGGAGGAGCUGUCACCCUCAACUCUUCAUGGUGGCUCAUUGUCAUCUCACAGUUGAUUUACAUUUUCGUCUCCAAGUCAGAUGGCGCUUGGGAUGGAUUCUCAUGGCAAGCUUUCCAAGACUUGUUCGGCUUUGUCAAGCUUUCUCUAGCUUCUGCCGUUAUGUUAUGGUAGUAUUUAUUGCAAUUUCAUAAUGUUAGUUAUCUUUUAACUAGCCAAAUAUAACAUAUAAUGGAAUAACUACAUGGUUUGCAGCUUGGAGUUUUGGUACUUGAUGGUGAUAAUUGUCAUAGCAGGGCGUUUGAAGAAUCCUCUAGUCCCAGUUGACGCACUCUCUAUUUGGUACGUAAUUUGUUUCUCCGUGUAUAUGCUUUACCCUUUAGACCUGAAUUUCCAUAUUAAUUGAUUAUUUAUCUUCCAAGUAAUAACACUUUUUUGUGUAAUUUUAUGCAGCAUGAACCUACAAGGAUGGGACGCGAUGAUUUCUAUCGGGUUUAAUGCAGCCAUAAGGUGAAACUAUGAGCAUUUGUACCUCAAAUAAUGUUAAAUGUUCACGAGAACGAACAAUAGCAUAUCAGUGUUACUAAAAAAACAUCAUAGUAUGUAUGUAGUGUACUACUUGGUAGAUCAAUAGUGACAGUUAGUCUUUGUUGUUCCAUUGGCUAUUUCACUCUGUUUGUGGCCAUCUAGUGAACUAAAACCAAGAUGGGUGGCUUUUUUUCAAUGGAUAUUGCAGUGUGAGAGUGUCAAAUGAACUUGGGGCUGGGAAUGCGAAGAUAGCAAAAUUGUCUGUGUUAGUCGUUUCCAUUACGUCAGUGGGAGUUGGACUUAUUUGUAUGGCAAUUGUGAUUGCGACAAGACACAUUUUCCCGCUAGCUUUCACUAACAGUGACGCAGUUGCCAAAGAAACCACGAAGCUAGCAAUUCUGUUAGGGUGGACGUGUCUACUUAAUAGCCUCCAACCUGUGUUAUCUGGUAAGUAAAGUGCCACUUCUGCUCAUAUUUGCAUAGUUAAGAAAUUUUAAAAUGACUUCAGCUUAACUUUAUAAAUUGAAACGGGAAGAACGUUUUCGAAUGAGUUAUGAGUUUUUGAACUAGGAAAUUAAAUUUCCAAAUUAAGUUUUCUUUGUUGAAACAGGGGUUGCAGUUGGAGCUGGAUGGCAAUCUAUUGUAGCAUAUGUGAACAUUGGAUGUUACUACAUUGUAGGGUUGCCUGCUGGAAUCCUUUUGGGCUUUACAUUCGACUUCGGUGCCAUGGUACGCAUACACGAUUAAUCUGGACUGGACUUCAGAUUAAUUUCUUGUGAUUCAACUAACAAAGAUUCUAGCAAGCCAGACAUAUGUUUUGCAUGUAUAUAACUGGAUCAAUUACCUUAUGAUUUGUAGGGAAUCUGGGGUGGAAUGAUAGGAGGAAUAUGCUUACAGACACUCAUCCUUGUAGUUCUUGUCUCAAUGACCAAUUGGAAUAAAGAGGCCAAUAUGGCGGCUGAUCGUGUUAAACGUUGGGGAGGUCGAACAGUACCGCGAAAUUAAUAGAAGAAUAUACGCUUUUACACUUCUUUUUUUCAUUGAUCUCACAUUUUCAAUUGCAAUUAUGGUUACUAUUUCAUAUUAAUCCGUACUUCCCUGGAUAUUGAGGUUCCAGAAGCACAAAAAGAAAUACUUCCUCUGCCU
Molecule: messenger RNA, 2090 nt
Organism: Cuscuta campestris
Lineage: Eukaryota; Viridiplantae; Streptophyta; Magnoliopsida; Solanales; Convolvulaceae
Source: the annotation of a GenBank genome assembly